GUGGCCGGCAUGGCUCAACUGGGAACACCGCCGGCCACAAAUCGGAGGGUCAGGGGUUCGAUCCCUCCUGACCCUCAAAUGGCCGAAAUCACCGGAGAUCGAAAAACAAUUUGUUCAAUACGCUUUGAGGAGGCACCGGAGGCCUGUGCAAGCACUGUGGCCAUGCCAGGCGCCCAUCGAUGCCGGCGAGGACAAUGGCUCCGAUCGACGAGGAAACAGAGGAGAAUCCGGAGGGCUCCGGCCUGUGCAGGCACCCUGGACACGCAGAGCAAGAGGAAAAAAAUGAUUGAAACACAGUUGAUAAAGAAUAAGAAUUAUAAGAGAUAA
Caenorhabditis remanei is the source of this 327-nucleotide messenger RNA. RefSeq lists its product as uncharacterized. The annotation marks the transcript as partial. NCBI's taxonomy places the organism in Eukaryota, Metazoa, Nematoda, Chromadorea, Rhabditida, Rhabditidae. The record is from RefSeq and is a predicted model, not a curated record. The transcript has a single exon.